This is a messenger RNA of Guyanagaster necrorhizus, 404 nucleotides long. RefSeq lists its product as uncharacterized. Lineage: Eukaryota; Fungi; Basidiomycota; Agaricomycetes; Agaricales; Physalacriaceae. The transcript has 5 exons. Bases 114 to 320 code for a protein of 68 amino acids. The record is from RefSeq and is a predicted model, not a curated record.
UGUUGAUACGCCAUUGCUCAUAUUGGCCCUUCGACAGACCCAUAUCAAUCGCCUCAAGUACGCAUACUUUGUCUGCUUCGCGAAAUCUAUUGACUGGUGGAGACAACGAAUAUAUGGCCAAAUGGCCGGAUGGAGGAUGUUCAAAGCUCUUUGCCGAUACGACCGAUUCAGACGCUCCUUGGUUCAAGAUUCAACAAAGCGCCUUUGAUCUCGCCACCUCCACUUGGGCCUCGGACAUUCUGGCCAAAAACAAUGCCAGUUAUGACGUUACUAUGCUAAAGAUGAACCGUUUAUUCAGCUGCGCUAUCGUCAACAAAUGACCAGUUUUGUAGGAUAUCGCCUCUGGAUACUACUGUGCGGUUCUACCCAGCUAGCUAGUCAUUCACACUGAAAAUCAUCUGACU